This is a messenger RNA of Oncorhynchus nerka (sockeye salmon), 3956 nucleotides long. Its product is annotated as neuropilin-1a-like. Gene Ontology annotation, cellular component: focal adhesion; plasma membrane; axon. Gene Ontology annotation, biological process: vasculogenesis; vascular endothelial growth factor receptor signaling pathway; positive regulation of filopodium assembly. Gene Ontology annotation, molecular function: vascular endothelial growth factor binding; semaphorin receptor activity; vascular endothelial growth factor receptor activity. The record is from RefSeq and is a predicted model, not a curated record. The transcript has 18 exons. Bases 57 to 2840 code for a protein of 927 amino acids. NCBI's taxonomy places the organism in Eukaryota, Metazoa, Chordata, Actinopteri, Salmoniformes, Salmonidae.
UUUUAUUUAGGUUCGUUUUUUGUUUUUCCUAUGAAUAUUUUUAUAACAAAACAAGGAUGCAUUGUGGAUUAGUGCUGUUCCUCUUAAUGGAAAUCUUCUUCGUUGCUAAAGCUUUCAAAAAUGACAAGUGUGGGGACAACAUCAGAAUAACGAAUGCGAAUUACCUCACUUCACCUGGCUAUCCGGCAUCAUAUUUGCCAUCUCAGAAAUGCGUUUGGGUGAUUACAGCGCCUGGACCUCACCAGAGAAUUCUAAUCAACUUUAACCCGCAUUUUGAUCUCGAGGACAGAGAGUGCAAGUAUGACUAUGUGGAGGUACGUGACGGUGUGGACGAGAGUGGGCAGCUGGUGGGGAAGUACUGUGGGAAGAUCGCCCCGUCACCCGUGGUGUCUUCUGGGUACCAGCUCUACAUCAAGUUUGUGUCCGACUACGAGACCCAUGGAGCAGGCUUCUCCAUCCGCUACGAGGUCUUCAAAACAGGUCCGGAAUGUUCCAGGAACUUCACAUCUAACAAUGGGGUAAUAAAGUCACCUGGUUUUCCAGAGAAGUAUCCUAACAACCUGGACUGCACCUUCAUGAUCUUUGCCCCCAAGAUGUCCGAGAUCAUCCUGGAGUUUGAGAGCUUCGAGCUUGAGCCUGACACCACCCCUCCCACCGGGGUCUUCUGUCGAUACGAUAGGCUGGAGAUCUGGGACGGCUUCCCUGGAGUUGGUCCGUACAUUGGGCGGUACUGUGGUCAGAACACCCCGGGUCGUAUCAUCUCCUACACGGGCAUCUUGGCACUGACAAUCAACACCGAUAGUGCCAUCGCCAAGGAAGGCUUCUCUGCCAACUUCACGGUGUUGGAGCGGACUGUGCCAGAGGAUUUUGACUGUACAGACGCAUUAGGUAUGGAAUCGGGGGAGAUAGCAUCAGAGCAGAUCGUAGCUUCUUCUCAGUACAACCCCGGCUGGUCCCCGGAGCGAGCCAGACUCAACUACUACGAGAACGCAUGGACACCAGGAGAGGACAACAACAAGGAGUGGAUACAGGUGGACUUGGGUUUCCUUCGGUUUGUGUCGGCCAUCGGAACACAGGGGGCCGUUUCCCAGGAGACCAGGAAAACCUACUGGAUCAAGUCCUACAAGGUGGAUGUCAGCUCUAACGGAGAAGACUGGAUCACACUAAAGGAGGGGUCAAAACAGAAGGUUUUCCAAGGGAACACCAACCCUACUGAUGUUGCCAGGACGAUGCUUCCCAAACCCACUCUCACCCGCUUCGUCCGGGUCCGGCCCGUUGCCUGGGAAAUGGGCAUCGCUCUGCGCUUCGAGGUGUACGGCUGUAAGAUAUCAGAGUACCCAUGUUCGGGCAUGCUGGGCAUGGUAUCAGGUCUGAUCACAGAUGCCCAGAUCACAGCUUCGUCCCACACUGACCGGAGCUGGGUUCCUGAGAACGCCCGCCUGCUGACCAGCCGCUCCGGGUGGACCCUGCUUCCCCAGCCCCAGCCCUUCACCUCAGAGUGGCUACAGGUGGAUCUGGGGGAGGAGAAGCUGGUGAGAGGACUCAUCAUCCAGGGAGGGAAAUACAGAGAGAACAAGGUUUUCAUGAAGAAGUUCAGACUGGGAUACAGUAACAAUGAAUCUGAUUGGAAGAUGGUCCAGGACGCUAACGGCAACAAGCCAAAGAUUUUUGAGGGGAAUCAGAACUACGAUACACCAGAGCUGAGGACCGUGGAGCCCUUGCUGACACGCUACGUCAGGGUCUACCCAGAGAGGUCCACCCCUGCUGGAAUGGGCCUCCGACUCGAGCUCCUGGGCUGUGAGAUUGAAGCUCCCACUCCCCUCCCCACCACACUGGCAUCCACAACUCCGUCAGAUGAGUGUGAUGAUGACCAGGCCAGCUGCCACAGUGGAACAGGUGAUGACUACGAUGUGACAGGUGGGACCACAGCGCCAGAGGGCAAGACAGAGGUGGACACCAUCCCAGCGUUCCUGUGGUUUGCAUGUGACUUUGGCUGGGCCAACGACCCCUCGUUUUGCGGCUGGACCUCAGUGGACAGCGACUUCAGAUGGCAGAUACAGUCCAGCGGCACGCCCACGCUCAACACCGGACCCAACAUGGACCACACAGGCGGAUCCGGUAACUUCAUCUACACCCUAGCGACGGGCUCCCAGGAAACGGAGGUUGCUAGGCUGGUCAGUCCGGUGGUGACAGUUGGUCAGUCUGACCUGUGCGUGUCGUUCUGGUACCACAUGUUUGGCUCGCACAUUGGCACGUUGCACAUCAAACAGAGGAAGGAGACGGUCGAUGGCAUUGCUGACAUACUACUGUGGACCGUCAGCGGUCACCAGGGCAACCGCUGGAGAGAGGGACGCGUGCUAGUACCACACUCCAGUAAACCCUACCAGGUGGUGAUUGAAGGGUUUGUGGAGAGGAAGAGUUGGGGUGACAUUGCUGUGGAUGAUAUCAAGAUCCUGGACAAUCUGAACAUGGCUGACUGCAAGGAUCCUGAUGUUCCUACAGAGCCCAUGCUGCCUGAAGACCGAUUUAAUGAAAUGAUUGUGGACAUCACAGACUUCCCUGACAUGAUGGAGAACAAUGAGAUCCUCAACGGUGUCAGUGGCGGGGCAGGCAACAUGCUGCAGACACUGGACCCCAUCCUCAUCACCAUCAUCGCUAUGAGUGCCCUGGGGGUCUUCCUGGGGGCCAUCUGUGGGGUCGUCCUCUACUGUGCCUGCUCACAUGGCCACAUGUCAGACAGGAACUUAUCCGCUCUGGAGAACUAUAACUUUGAGCUGGUGGACGGAGUCAAGCUAAAGAAAGACAAACUCAACUCACAGAAUUCAUACACAGAGGCGUGAGCGGGAAGGGGGAAGUGAGAUGUGUGUGUGUGGGGAGUGUAGCAUUUUGUGCGUGUGCACAAGACUGUAGGCAUAGCCAAGACUCAAUGUGUGGCUGGGGCUAAAGGAACUGCUGGAGGCCUCUCAUUGGAGGAGGCCCAGGUUUAGGAACCAAUGGGAGGUUGUGAUUGAGCCAUUGCUUUUCUCAGGAGCUGCAGUAAUGGGAACCUACCAGUAGGAGACACUGUGUACAAAUUUAAAUACAGGAGGAAAAAAUAUGUACAGAUGAUUAGAUUAUUAUUUAAAUUGUUCUAUUUGAUUUUCAUUCAUUUUUACAAUCGGAUGCUGGUGUUGAGACCAAUUUAAUUAUCAAUGUUUAAAGUAUUUAUCAUAUUCUGUGAGGAAGAAACAUUUUUGUUAUUAUAAUUAUUUUAAAUCAAAGUAAUGUUUGUGUUGAAGGAGAAGUAUCAAAACCCAAAAUUAACCAUAACUGACAAUAUUGUUGGUCAUACUGCACCAUGGUGGAGUAGCAGCAGGGUGUGCCCUCUGCCCCCCUGACCUCUGCCCCUGUCUACAGGUGUGGGUCAGAGGUUAAAGGUAAAGGUUGCACCCCUUGGCAGUAGAUGGUUCUGAGUGCCUUUAAUACAUAUUUGUUGGCUUCCUUGUUGAUUUUGGAGAUUUUACAUCUCUUACGUUCUGACCACGUUGUGACAUCUGAAGCAGGGGCUUUAAAUGAGCUAAUAAUCAAGUCUGCAAAACAGGAUCCAAUCCCUCCAUGGCACUUUUCUCUCUCUCUGUCCCAGACCCACAUAAUAAUUGUAUAUACGUUUUAAUAUAUUUGAAUUAUUUUAAAGAAGAAAAAAUUGAAAAAAAGCUGCAGUAUCCCUUUUUCCAAUGGGUUGUGUGUUGUAAAUACAAUCAUCUGCCUGUUGUUGUGAAGAGUGAAGUAUUUUGGUUUAAUGGUUUCAUUUCGAGUAGGCUCUGUGUGCUGUGUAAAGAUAGGCCAGUGCACAUUCAAAGAAUACAUUUUCUUGUUCUACAUCUUCUAGAUGCAAUCCACUUCACGGCACCAUGGGGAGGACGAAGAAGUUACUGUAAACAGAAAAGGAAAAAAUAAAAACAGUUGUAUUCAUGUUA